Molecule: messenger RNA, 558 nt
Organism: Staurois parvus
Lineage: Eukaryota; Metazoa; Chordata; Amphibia; Anura; Ranidae
Source: the annotation of a GenBank genome assembly
GCACAGAGACCCAGUGAUGAUAUGAUGAUGGCAUUGCAUAGAGAAGCACAGAGACCCAGUGAUGAUAUGACUAUGGCAUUGCAUAGAGAAGCACAGAGACCCAGUGAUGGUUUGACUAUGGCAAUGCAUAGAGAAGCACAGAGACCCAGUGACGGUAUGACUAUGGCAAUGCAUAGAGAAGCACAGAGACCCAGUGAUGAUAUGAUGAUGGCAUUGCAUACAGAAGCACAGAGACCCAGUGAUGAUAUGACUAUGGCAUUGCAUAGAGAAGCACAGAGACCCAGUGAUGAUAUGACGAUGGCAUUGCAUAGAGAAGCACAGAGACCCAGUGAUGAUAUGACGAUGGCAAUGCAUAGAGAAGCACAGAGACCCAGUGAUGGUAUGAUGAUGGCAAUGCAUAGAGAAGCACAGAGACCCAGUGAUGAUAUGACGAUGGCAAUGCAUAGAGAAGCACAGAGACCCAGUGAUGGUAUGAUGAUGGCAAUGCAUAGAGAAGCACGGAGACCCAGUGAUGAUAUGACUAUGGCAUUGCAAAGAGAAGCACAGAGACCCAGUGAU